AUGGGGAGCCCCCGUGAGAUGGAUCAUGUGCCUGCGCCCGUGAUCCUCCGCCUGCCCCCCGGGCCGCCCCCACCAACGCCCAGAAGGCCUCCGGGGGCCCCCCGGGGGCCCCUCGAGGGGGCCCCCCGGGGCCCCCCUGAGGGGGCCCCCAGGGGCCCCUAUUCCUUUGGGGGCUCUGGGCCCUGUGUGCGGGGCAGCGCGGGGGAGUUCUUUGGGUCCUCGGGGGGCCCCCAGGGGUUGAACGUGGGGGGCCCCCCAGGGGGCCCCCCAGGGGGCCCCCCAGGGGGCCCCCCGGGGGGCCCCCCCCGUCGUUCGGGCUUCAGUGAUAGGCCAUCGGGGGGCCCCCUGAUCCUCCCGCGGCCGCACUUCAGGGCAGCGGGAGAGGGGGGCCCCCCCCCUGCGCCGGACCGUGAGGGGCCCCGCUUCAGUACCCAUCCUUAUUACAGGAAGCCCGCAGGAGAACCAAAGGAGGGGCCCCACGGGGGCCCCCCGGGGGGCCCCUACGGGGGCUUUGUAGGGGGCCUCAGCAGAAACAGUUCUCCCGCGGCCUUCCUGAGAGGCCCUGGGGGCCCUGCAGACUCUGGGGGCCCCCGGGGCCCCGGGGGCCCCGGGGGCCCCGGGGGCCCCCGUCUUUGGCCCUCAGAGGGUAGUGAGGGGGCACUACACUCCUACCGGGGCCCCCCGCCCCGCGUUGCUUACCCCCGCUGCAGCAGCAGCAGGAGCCGCAGCAGCAGCAAAAGCACCAUCAGCUGCAGCAGCAGAACAGACCUUCCGCCUUGGCCGCAGCCGCUGCUGCAGCACUUCGAGGACCCUGAGUUCCAAGAAGGGGGGCCCCGCUUCGGGGGCCCCUCCCCUUUCAGGGGGCCCCCCAGAGGGCACAGGUACCCUGUUCCUAGACCCCCCCCGGGGGGCCCCCCGAGGGGCCCCCCCCCUCCCCCGGAGGACCGGGGGGCCCCCUGGGGCCCCCCGGGGGCCCCCCACAGGGCUUGGGGAGAUGGCAGGGUGACCAGUGGUCAGGGCUGGUCCUGCAGCGCCCCCGCUGCUGCUGCUUCGCACCCUCCACGCAGCAGCAGCAGCAGCAGCAGCAGCAGCAGCAAUAGCUCUCGGCAAAACGCGGCCGUUAAGACAUACGGCAAGCGUGAGAACAGCAGCAACUUCAGCAGCAGCAGCAGCAGCAGCAGCAGCUACGGGCUGAAGCGGCUGCACUGCACAAGCUACCCAUCGCCUCCCCCAGAGCCCCCCCAGUAUGCUGCAGCAGUGACAGCAGCAGCAGCAGCUGCUGCUGCUGCUGCACUUGCAAGAAAGGCUCGAGCAGCACAGCAAGAAGCAGAGGCAGACAACUGCCGCCAGCAGCAGCAGCAACAGCAACUGCUGCUGCAGCAGCAUCUCCAGCAGCAGCUGCGAGAGCAGCAGCUGCGAGAGCAGCAGCUGCGACAGCAGCAGGACAACAGGGAAAGGCAGCAGCAGCUGCUGCAACAGGAGCAGCAGCUGCAUCAGCAGCGUCAGGACGAGAAUCAAAAAGAACACAGGCUGCAGCAGCAACUCAAAGAAGAGCAGCUGCAGCAGCAGAAACUGCAGGAGCUGCAUCAGCAAAAGCUGCAGCGAGAAAAAGAGCAGCGGCAGCAGCAGCAGCAGCGGCAGCAGCAGCAGCUGGAACUGGAGCUACAGCUAGAAAAGAAGCUACAAGCUCUACAGGAGCAGCAGCUGCAGCAGAUGCGGCAGCAGCAGCAGCAGCACGAAGAGCAUCAGCAGCAACAGGAGAGGCAGCAGCAAACUCUACACGAGCAGCUGACGGAAGAGCAGCAGCAAAAAGAGAACGUGCAACAGCAGCAGCAGCAGCUGCAACAGCAACGGCAGCAGCAGUUAAAGCAUCAACAGGAAAAGCAGCAACAAAAGGAGCAGCAGCAAGAACUGGAGGAGAAGCAGAAGCAGCAGAAGGAACAAUUAUUGAAGCAGAAGCAGCAGCAGCAGGAGCAGCAGCAAAAGCAACAAAUGAAAGAGCAACAGCAACAGCAACUGGAGAAGCAGCAACGGCUGCAGCAACAAAAACAGCUGGAGCAGCAACAGCAGCAGCAAAAACAAACACUGGAGCAACAGGAACAGAUGCGACAGGAACAGCAGCAAAUGCAACAACAGGAGCAGCGGCAGCAGCAGCAACAGCAGCAGCAGCAGCCGCAGCAGCAGCCGCAGGAGCAGCCGCAGGAGCAGCAGAAAGAGCAGCAAGAAAAAGUCAAUGUGAAGCUGUGCAAGAGUGAGCAGCUGGAGACCCGCCAGAAACAGCAGCAAGAAGUGCAGCAGCAGCAGCAGCAGCCGGCCCAACUGCAGCAGGAAAAAGUGCAGCAGGCGCAGCUGCAACAGCAGCUGCUGCAGCUGCCGCAAAUAAACGAGCAGCACAAAAGUGCUGGGGAAACUCUGGAGAAAGAACACCGAGAAAAUGUACAGCAGCAACAGCAGCAGCAACAGCAGCAGCAACACCAGCAGCAGCCGCAGCAAGACCCACAACAGCAGUGCCCAGAACAGCUGCAGCAGCAGCAACGCGAGACGCAACAGCAGCAACAGCAGCAGCAGCAGCAACAGCAGCAGGAGCAUGCACGCAGCAGCACUUCUGCAGAAGCUCCCCAGACGCCGAAAUGCCCUACACAAGAAAAAGCGGGAGACUCUGCCGCGCAGCAGCAGCAGCAGCAGCAGCAGCAGCACAGCAGCAGCAGCAACAGCAGCAGUAAGAACGCUAAGCGGGUAAAUACUCCUGCGGAUGCAGUGAAUGGCGAAUGUGCGAGAAAACAAAAGCAGCAGCAGCCAGCCCAGCAGCAGCAGCAGCAGCAGCAGCUCGUGCAAGAGAAGCAGCAGCAAGAGCAGCAGCAGCAGCUGCGUCGGCCACAACAGCAAGAGCAGCAGCAGCAGCAACAAAAGCAACCGGGACAGCAGCAAGAGACACAGGAGAAACUGCAAACAAAAGAUUCACAGCAAAAAUUGCAAGACCAUCAGGAGCAGCAGCAGCAGAAGCCUCUUGUUCAGCAGCAGCAGCAGCAGCACGAGCAGCAGAAGCAGAAGCAGCAGGAUCAAGAGCAACAAAAGCAGAAGUCGCAGGAGCAGCAGGUGCAGCAGAAACUUCCAGAACAAAAGCAGCAGCAAAAGGUGCAAGAGCAGCAGCAGACGGAGAAGCCACAAGAACAGAAGGAGCAAGAACAGCAGCCGCAAAAACUGCAGCAGGAGAAGGAGCAGCAGCAGCAGCAGCAGCAGCAGCAACCGUGGUCGCAGAAGGUCUUGCCUGAGCAGCAAUGGCAGCAGCAAUUCAAGCAGAAGAUGAUGCAGCAGCAGCAGCGACAGCAACAACGCCGCGCCAAGGAGCCAACACAGCGGAAGCUACAGCGGCAGCAGCAGCAGCAGCAGCAGCAAAAGCAGCAGCAAAGAAAAAAGCGACUGCAGCAGCCCCAGCAGCAGGAGCACACGCAGCUGCAGCAGCCGCUGCAGACUCUGCAGCUGCAGGGAGCAACAGAAGGGCUCUGCGAAACACCAGGCGGGAGUAUAGUGGGCCUGCAGCAGCAGCAGCAGCAGCAGCAGCAGCAGCAGCAGCAGUUUAGGCUGCCUCAGGAGCGUCAGGUGCACGAGGCACUGCAGCAACCGCCCAGGCAGCAGCUGCAGCAAGACAAGCAUAUGCUGGGACAGCAGCAGCAGCUGCUGCAGCAAAGCAAGCAGCAGCAGCAGCAGGCGCACGUCCAGGCCAUUCAUGGAAGCCUGGCUGAGAGCGGCGCAGCAAGAAAUUCCGCUGCUCCUGCUGCUGCUGCUGCUGGCCCUGCUGCUGCUGCUGCUGCUGCUGCUCUCUACGGCCACUCAGCACAGCCAGCGACCGUUUCUUAUGAAUGCUGCAACCAUUUGUUUCUUCCUGCUGCACAGGCAUCUGCUGCUGUUCCUGUGUACCAAUACGAAGCAGCAGCAGCACAGCCAGCAGCAGCAGCAGCAAGAACCGCACUUGCUGCUGCCGCUGCUGCUUCUGCCAGUCGUUGCAGCCAGCAGCAGCAGCUACAGGACCAGCAGCAGCAACGCCACCAGCCACAGGCGCAGCAGCAGCAGCAGCCAGCUCCACAGUUCGUUUGCUCAGCGACUCCACAGCAGCAACAUGAGCAGCAGCAGCAAGUCCAGCAGCAGCCGGGAGCACAGCAGCAGCAGUUGCUGCUGCAGCUGCACCAACAACAGCUGCAGCAACAGCAGCUGCAGCAGCAACUGCAGCAGCAGCAGCUGCAGCAGCAGCAGCUGCAGCAGCAGCAGCAGCAUUUACUUUGCAAUGGGCCAGCGCUAGGGAGGCAGCAAGGAGGAACAGAAACCCUUUUUAGUUCCCCCAGGCAUUCUGAGAUGGCAGCAGACGAGGCUGGUGUCUUGGGCUCCUCGGGAGUUCCUGCUGCCUUUGCAGCAGCAGCAGCAGCUGCUGCUGCUGCUGCUGCUGCUGCUGCUGCAGCACAUGUGGGUGCAGUGAGCGCCAGAGGGCCUUCAGAACAAAGGGAGGACGGACUGUGCAGCACGCGGGGGGCCUCCAUGGAGCAGCAGAAACAGUUUUUGCUGCAGCAGCAGCAGCGGCAGCAGCAGCAGGCGCAGCUGCAGCAGCUGCAGCAGCUGCAGCGGGAGCAGCAGCAGGGCCACCAACAGGUGCUGCAGGCUGCCAUGGAUCGGCUGGAGCUGCUCAGAAAAGAAGAAAAGAGAGACAGCAAGCUGCUGCGUCUAGAUGCUUCGAAGCAGCUGCAGCAGCAGCAGCGUGUGCUGCUGCUGCUGCAGCAGCGAGCAAGGCGCAUGCAGAAGGAGCGCCAGGCGCUCAUGCUGCAGCUGCAGCACCACCUAAACUGCUACCAGCUGCAGCGGCAGCAGCUGCAGCAGCUGCAGCAGCAGUAUUUGCUGCAGGAACAGGCACAGCAGCAGCUUCAGCAGCAAAGCAAGCUGCAGCAGCAGCAAAACGCUCAUCCCAACCUGGAAGCGGUGUGGCAGCAGCAGCAGCAGCAGCCACUAGACAGGCUGAAGCACUCGCAGCAGCAGCGGCAGCUGCUGCAACGGCAUCGCGAGCAGCAGCAGCAGCAGCAGCAGCAAACCCUCCACAACCCCUAG
Messenger RNA from Eimeria necatrix, 5091 nucleotides. RefSeq lists its product as hypothetical. The record is from RefSeq and is a predicted model, not a curated record. Bases 1 to 5091 code for a protein of 1696 amino acids. The transcript has 2 exons. NCBI's taxonomy places the organism in Eukaryota, Apicomplexa, Conoidasida, Eucoccidiorida, Eimeriidae.